AUGCCCAGAAUUUUCGUGCAAGAUCGUACCUAUUCUAAGAAAAAUGAGAACUCAACUGAAAUACAUUUUAAUGAUCAACAGGCGUCGUAUUAUGCUGCUAAAGAUGUAGAAUUCUGUCCAAACAGAGCUAGAGAAGUAAUGCAAAAUUAUGUACAAGAGACUGGACAAAACAUGUGUAAUGAUGAUCCAUUUAUCGAGACUAAAAAAAUUGAGCCAGCGGUACCUAUGAGUGAUCGAGACCAUAUGGAAGCGUAUCAGUCAGGAAAUUCAGUUAGUCUAUAUUCUGUGAUGCAAAGCAAUGUGCCAGAACCUUUUUCAGCCCAUGGCAGAGCGCCUACGCAUCUCAAUAUGCCUGGUAGUUCUUCUAGCCAAGAUUGUAAAUAUCUGUCUGGAAAACUACAGAGUACUCAUCAGUCAAAACAGUGA
Molecule: messenger RNA, 426 nt
Organism: Stegodyphus dumicola
Lineage: Eukaryota; Metazoa; Arthropoda; Arachnida; Araneae; Eresidae
Source: RefSeq, a predicted model, not a curated record